Messenger RNA from Gongylonema pulchrum, 228 nucleotides. Lineage: Eukaryota; Metazoa; Nematoda; Chromadorea; Rhabditida; Gongylonematidae. The record is from the annotation of a GenBank genome assembly.
AUGGCUAAUGCAAACGAUAACGCUGUUGAUCUGGAUAGCCUAAUCAGUCGUUUAUUGGAAGCGCGCGGGCGAGAUCUGAGGGAAAUGGGGCCGGUACAAAUAGCCGAAGGGGAAAUGCUUGGACUGCUCUCGAUGAGCAAGGAAGUUUUUCUGGCGCAGAGUUGCCUUAUGGACCUAAUGGCACCGAUAACGAUCUGCGGUCAGCGGUUUUUGUUCAGUUCAUCUUGA